AGAGAUCAUACUGCCCAGUGUUUAAAAGAAAGUUUGUUACAAUUUAAAUAAGAUUAAGCUUCUAAAAGAACUUAAAGAUCUAAUAAAAUUCUUGCAUAAAAGAUUAAAAAUAUAUAUAAUUUAGAUAAUAAAAACUGGAGAUAUCUCUCUAUCGAUUUCAAUUAUUUGAAACUUGAAUACAUUGAUGAUGGUUACAUAUAGUUUAGAAGUGUUAAUAAAUAGAUUAAUCUGUUAUAAAGUCGAAGAGAUCCACAAUUUGAUUAUUAUUUAAUAGAAUUUAAUAUCUUUUAAGACUUCAAAUCAAACACUGACUUUGCAAAUAUUUCUUAUGUACUCUCCGUUUUGUAUUAUAAUUAAAUUUAAAUAAAUGAGGUGGGUCAGAAAAUACAAUUAUUAUUUAAUAUGUGCUUGAUUCUAGAUAACUAAUUAUAAAUGUAUUCGCAGUUUUAAGGCAGAACCAUAAAAAACCUAUGGUCUUAAUGGCGUCCAUUGCCAUUUUUUCUAUUGGCUAGAAUUAUGUUGUUACUUUAAUCUUGUAGUAUAUUUCUCGUCUUACACGAGUUGACGUUCUGAUAUCACAUAAUCUUAAUUCAUUUAUAUCUAAAGGUCGCACUAAAUAAAUAAACAAUAUGUUUUUAUAAUAUCUAAGAUCAAAUGGUCGAUAUAUUUCAAUUAUUUAUUUCAAGGCUCCUUAUUUUUUAAACCUACAAGCAUUUAACAUAACAUUAUAUUUUUUAAACAUUGCGUUUUGAAACCCGUUCACCAGUCAUUAGCCGGUCGCUAAUGCAAAUAUUUAACGUCAUUGUCAUUUGCGAAUUAACAUAAAUAAAGUAAAAAUAAACAGUUCGCUGUUGUUUUCACAUAAUCUUUAUUUAAUUUCUCAUAAAUGAAGCUUUUAAAACCCAGCUGGGUGAAUCAUGAAGACAAACCAAUAUUCUCGGUGGAUAUUCAUCCAACUGGGAAACGGUUUGCUACUGGAGGACAAGGCGGUGACUCCGGUAGAGUCGUUGUUUGGAACUUGAACUCUGUUUUAUAUGAAGAGGUUGAAGUGGACCCAAAUAUUCCGAAAAUGCUCUGCCAAAUGGACAACCAUUUAGCUUGUGUAAAUUGUGUGCGAUGGAGUAAUGAUGGUCGCUAUCUGGCAUCUGGUGGUGAUGAUCGGCUGGUGAUGGUGUGGGCGCUAAGUGUGGCCACCUGUGCGGCCGGUAAACGUAAGACUGAGAUGUGGAGGUGUAUAUCGACUUUAAGGGGUCAUGCAGGUGAUAUCCUGGAUCUGGCGUGGUCACCGUCGGAUAAAUGGCUGGCAAGUUGUAGUGUUGACAAUUCCAUAAUAAUUUGGAACGCGGAGAAGUUUCCGGAAAUGGUUUCUGUGCUCAAUGGACAUACAGGCCUUGUGAAAGGUGUCGCUUGGGAUCCGGUGGGUAAAUAUUUAGCAUCACAGUCGGAUGACAAGUCAUUAAGAAUAUGGAAAACAGCUGACUGGGCAACGGAAAAGACAAUCACAGAUCCCUUUGAAGAAUGUGGAGGAACAACCCACGUGCUCCGUCUAUCGUGGUCUCCCGAUGGCCAGUAUGUGUUAUCGGCCCAUGCUAUGAACGGUGGAGGACCCACAGCUGGGGUCGUGGAGAGACAGGGCUGGCUCUGUGACAAAGACUUUGUUGGACAUCGGAAGGCGGUCACUUGUGUUCGCUUCAACAGUAACAUCUUCGUGAAGGAGGGGAAGAAGUGUUGUUGCGCCGCCGUGGGCUCCCGCGACCGGGCGCUGUCCAUUUGGCUGACCUCCCUCAAGAGGCCGCUGGUGGUCAUACACGAGCUGUUCGGGAACGGCGUCCUCGACCUCUCCUGGAGCUCCGACGGUCUCAAUCUACUGGCGUGCAGCUCAGACGGGACCGUUGCUUGCAUAAUGUUCACAAACAAGGAGAUCGGAACACCGCUCACGGUCGACGAGAAGAAUUCAUUUUACGAGAAAAUUUACGGCAAACGAUUAAUGAACGAUUCGGGCGGCGACCUGUCCUCAAACCUGUUGGUCGAGUGUCCAGAGAUAAUACUGGCCAGAGAGAAACAGGAGACGAAGAAGGAACCGCCCAAAGACGAAACCACGCCCAAGACUUACAAGUUCCAGGCCGGGCCGGUGUCGACGCCGCCCAUGGACCGUCAGAUAGAGACGCGGACCUCGGACGGCAAGCGGCGCAUCACUCCCGUCUUCAUCCCGCUCACACCAGCCGACACCAACGAGUCCCUGGGCUCUCAGCCGGCCACUGAGAACUGUUUCAGCACUUCCUCGCAGAACAAGUCGCGGAUCCGAGUGGAGAGACGGGACGACAUCGUCAUACACCCCAACGUGAGCAACCACGCCACGACGCCCAAGACCGACCCCGGUGUAGACAACCGUCUGCGCAAGCGCACGUCGUCGCCCCUGCCGGGUCCCCGGCUGGAGUCGGUUCCGGACAAGCGCUGGUGUCCGUCCCCCGGGGACCGCCCUCCGGUAGGUCCGCCGCCGCCCGCCCUCGGAGCCGCCGGGCCCGUGGUGAGAGCCGCGGGGGGCCUUCGGUUACAGGUUUUGAACAGAGCUUGCAGCACGUACUUCGGCACGUUGUCUCGGCUGGAGCUCAUACCCAACAACUCGGCCUCCAACGAUCCUAUUUGGGACACAUACUUGGGUUCUCCCGUGACCUGCAUCGCGUGUGACGCUCGCUGGGCGUGCGUGUCGUGCGCCGAUGGCUCGCUGCACGCGUGGCGUCUAUCCCGCACGCACGCAACACGCGCGUUGCCGCCUAUCGCGCUGUCGUCGCAGGCGCGCCGCUUGUCGCUGGCGGGCGACAUGCUGUCGGUGGUGACCAUGUCCGCGCAGCUGGUCGUGUGGGACCUGGCGACGGCGUCGUGCCGCGUGCGCCCGCUGUGCUUCAGGAACCUCCUCUCGUCGGAUGACGUGACCGUCACGAACUGUUCGUUGCUGGACGACAACCCCGUGCUGACCCUCAGCAACGGCAAGAGUUACAUAUACUGCAUGAAGCUCUGCGCCUGGGUGAUCUGGUCGGACGUGUGUGACCCCGUCCGUCGCGCGGGCGGCGGGGUGUGUCUGCGCGCGCCCCGCGUCCCUCACCACACGCAGCACCCUCCGCAUCAAAGAACCAUUAGAACGCUCGUUAACGCCCAGUCAUCGUUGGGAGCGUCUCGCUCGUGGCUGGAGGCUCAGCUGGCGGCCUGCCUCCACCUGCGACUCGCGCCCGACUACAGACACUGGCUCACGGCGCUGUUCGAGCAUCUCCUGCAACACGGUACUGAGGAACAGAUCCGACAGAUACUGGACGAAAUGCUCGGCCCCAGCCACUGUACGUCGACGCCCAAGAAGUGGCAGAGUACUGUUCUGGGAUUCAAGAAGCACGAUCUCCUGGAAGAGAUGCUUUCGCUGCUGGUGAGGCAGCUCCGCUGGCAGCGACUCUACACGGAGUAUAACGAUCAGCUCAAAGCCUUCAGAGAGACCACGCUCGUCAACGGGUUCUGAGACUUCGAGACUAGAAAUACUGAAGCGAUUGCAGCCAACAAUAUAAAUAAAACAAAAUCGGCUAUCAACAAUUACACAUCGUCCCCGCACUUUCAAUAUUUUAAUUCGUACUCAUUCGUGAUAGAAGUUAUAAGUAAAUUAUUUUUCUCACCCUGUAUAAGACCUCUGUUCGCAAUACACUGCCAUCUUGAAUAUUAUGCUACGUGAUAAAAUGAGGAUAAUACGCUUAAUGUAUGGGAGUGAAUUUGUUCAUUUAAGUAUUAUAGCUAGAUAGUAAUUUAUUUUUGUCAAAAAAAAAACGAGCAUGCUAUGUGAGGAAUGGCUGGCUCGGGAAGUCAUGCCAAUAGUUACUUUUAUGAAGUGUUUAAAAAUCUUUUAGUAAGUUAUUUGUGUCUCCGCCGCGCCAAUCCUCUGGACGUUUCUUUAAUAAUGUAUGAACUAUUCUCACACAUUACAUCAUAACGUCUGUCCCCGGUUCAUUCGGAUCUUAUCUCUAUUGCACAUAUUUUUCUUUUCGGUACCAAACUAUGAAAAAUAUUUUUAUUUUAUAUAAACGUAAUAAGUCCAUUCUGUCUCAUUGCAUGUUUGUUUAUGUUCAAACCCUUAUAAGUGCGUAUGAUUUGACAUCUCAAGAUCGUCCGCUCGUCGAGUGUGUAUCCGCCUAUAAAAUAAUUAAAAUCUAAACUCCUAGCGACGGGAGGGUGUAGUUGUAAGGUAUACAAUAUUUAAUUAAGUGACAUGUAAAUAAUAUUAUACGAGAGUAUUUGUAGGAACCACAGACUUGUAAUGAAACUGCCCGUUUUAUAAUUUUGUAAGUUGUUUGGUUGUGACGCGUCGCUCGUGAGACGGCGGCCUUUUGGAUGACAUUUAAUAAGUCAGAAUUAAAAUAAAACGACUGGCAACACGUCUGUAUACAGAUAUGUUAGAUUAACGAAUUUUUUUUGAUUAUAAAAGGAAUAAUAUUUUUUACGUUUGAUUUUCGUGUGUUCACGGCCUUAUGUCACUGUCUAUUGUGCCAACGUGUCGACCGCAGCUAGCGCGCGAUGUCAGCAGUUAGCGAAUACAAGACUUGUAGAAAUAAAUCGAUUCAUUUUUAUAAAA
Molecule: messenger RNA, 4606 nt
Organism: Danaus plexippus (monarch butterfly)
Lineage: Eukaryota; Metazoa; Arthropoda; Insecta; Lepidoptera; Nymphalidae
Gene: Hira
Product: protein HIRA homolog
Exons: 20
Coding region: 887-3505 (872 amino acids)
Biological process (GO): DNA-templated transcription; chromatin remodeling; regulation of DNA-templated transcription
Cellular component (GO): HIR complex; nucleus
Molecular function (GO): nucleosome binding; protein binding
Source: RefSeq, a predicted model, not a curated record